AUGUCUCAUCAUAUCACCGUUCUACCAGCUUCAACUAAAGCUGGUCGAGAAACCAUCCGUGCCCUCUUAGCUUCUAACAGCAAACCCUCUAUUCGAGGUGUUUACCGAGAUCCAUCCAAGGCACCACCCGAGUUCACCAAGAAUUCAAACUUUGAAGCUGUCAAAGGCGACGUUGGAGAUGGCAACAGUCUCGACUUUACAGGCUCAAAUGCUGUCUUUUACAUCCCACCACCUACCUAUGAUGGCACCGAUCAGGGCGAAUGGGCAACUCGAGCUGCUACCAAUGUGAAGCAGGCUUUGAAGGAUGCAAACGUCAACAGGCUGGUCAUCCUUUCAGCCGUUGGAGCCCAGAACUCCAGCGGUAUCGGCGUUCUCAAGUUGAACCAUAUAUCGGAUGAGCUUUUGAAAGAUUCUGUAUCAGAGGUUGUGAUAAUCAGACCUACCUACUUUUUCGAAGAUUUUGCACACCUUCUUGAAGCCAGAAAAGAGGAAAAUCCUACUAUACACUCUUGGAUCACGCCUAUUGAUUACAAGAUUCCUCUAGUUGGACUCAAAGACGUAGCUUUAAACGUCGCAAACUCUCUCCUCACCUCAACUGCCAAGCCUAGCCCGCAUUACUUCAACUUAUUCGGUCCCCGAGCCUACGGUUCUGUUGAUCUCAAAGAUGCAGUUGAGGAAAUCACUGGCAAAAAGGUUGAGCUGAAACUUGUCGAGGAGAGCCAACUGCUGGACUACUGGAAGCAGAUUGUUCCGGAAGCUCAUGCCGAAGAGUUUAAGGAAAUGACAACUGCUGGAUUUUCAGGUGGGGUUAUCGCCAAGGAUUUUAUAUAUGAUGAGAAGACUAUUAGGGGAGAGCAGGAGCUGGUGGACGCUUUACGCGCUUUGUAUAAGAACUAA
Fusarium venenatum is the source of this 897-nucleotide messenger RNA. RefSeq lists its product as uncharacterized. The record is from RefSeq and is a predicted model, not a curated record. Lineage: Eukaryota; Fungi; Ascomycota; Sordariomycetes; Hypocreales; Nectriaceae.